This is a messenger RNA of Pundamilia nyererei, 2114 nucleotides long. RefSeq names its product myelin transcription factor 1-like. Gene Ontology annotation, cellular component: nucleus. Gene Ontology annotation, molecular function: zinc ion binding; DNA-binding transcription factor activity, RNA polymerase II-specific; RNA polymerase II cis-regulatory region sequence-specific DNA binding. The record is from RefSeq and is a predicted model, not a curated record. The transcript is spliced from 9 exons. The coding region runs from base 291 to 1169 and encodes 292 amino acids. Gene Ontology annotation, biological process: regulation of transcription by RNA polymerase II. NCBI's taxonomy places the organism in Eukaryota, Metazoa, Chordata, Actinopteri, Cichliformes, Cichlidae.
UGCUUUAUUGCAUAUGUAAUUAUGAGUUUCUCUUUUAGAAAGGGAGAGUAUUUAAAUGAAAUGAAAUGAAAACAUGGGAGCAAAAGACAAUGCAAGACACAGGAUAUGUGCACAAGAAAGCUUUUGUUUUCUGAAAAGUCUGUAGAAGCACUACACUGAUCUGUGAAUGUGUUCUUGACCCUAGGUGUCCUACUCCAGGCUGUGAUGGCAGUGGACACAUUACUGGCAAUUACGCAUCACAUCGGAGUCUGUCAGGCUGUCCUCUUGCUGAUAAAUCACUUCGGACCCUCAUGGCUGCCCACACAGCAGAACUAAAGUGUCCAACUCCAGGUUGUGACGGAUCAGGCCACAUCACUGGAAACUAUGCUUCACAUCGCAGUUUGUCUGGAUGCCCCCGAGCCAAGAAAAGUGGAGUCAAAUCAACCCCUACCAAGGAUGACAAAGAAGAUUCUGAGCUGCUCAGAUGUCCUGUUCCUGGCUGUGAUAGCCUGGGCCACAUCAGUGGGAAGUACGCCACUCAUCGCAGUGCUUAUGGAUGUCCACUAGCAGCACGCCGGCAGAAGGAAGGUCUUCUAAAUGGCACACCCUUCUCUUGGAAGGCCUUCAAGACCGAGGGCCCAUCUUGCCCAACACCAGGCUGUGACGGUUCUGGUCAUGCUAACGGCAGCUUCUUGACACAUCGCAGUCUGUCAGGUUGUCCCAGAGCAUCAGCCAACAAGAAAAGAGCCAAGUUCCCUGGAGAUGAGUAUAUCACUGCAAAGUUCAGAGCCAGUGAUGUGCUGGACAAUGAUGAAGAUAUCAAGCAGCUCAAUAAGGAAAUCAACGAGCUGAAUGAGUCCAACUCAGAGAUGGAGGCCGACAUGAUAAACCUGCACACUCAGAUUUCUUCUAUGGAGAAGAACCUGAAGAGCAUGGAGGAGGAGAAUAAACAGAUAGAAGAAAGGAAUGAGGCCUUGUUCCUGGAGCUAUCUGGCCUUAGUCAGGCUUUGAUCCGGAGCCUAGCCAACAUCAGCCUGCCUACCAUGCAGGAGCCACUAUCAGAGCAGAACUUUGACAGCUAUGUGGACACCCUGACCCACAUGUUUACCAACAAAGACUGCUACCAGAACCCCGAGAACCGGGCUCUGCUAGAGUCCAUCAAUCAGGCAGUAAAGGGCAUCGAGGUGUAAGAGAAACUGGAGGAUGACAGGUGGCAGGGCAUCACGGUGACGCCACCAAUCUUUUUUUCCAAACCCUUUAGAUACUCUGUAUCAUGAGUUUUUCUCAUUGGAGUUUUGUCCUCUGUUCUUUGCAUUUGUUUCCUGUUUGCAUGUUGCUUUAUAAAGGUGUGAGCGUGAACAGAUGUGUGGAUGUAAAGCGUGUCAAGGCACACUGAAAGCAAACUGUUGCCAUAAGCAACAGCACCUCAAGGUAUACACAGACAGGCACAGAGAGAACAGAACAAAGGAGUGCAGUAUCCCGCCUGAGCUGAGCAGAUUCUUAGUUAGUGAACAUUUCCCAUCUCCACUCAGUAAUGUUGAUAGUAUUCUAUAUGAGCAUAGUGAUGUUGCACUUCCAGGACUAGUUUGUAGAUUCAUUGUUACUAUUGCUGUGUAUCUAUUUAAGUCGACUGCAAAUGUUGGUUUAAUAACUUAUUUAUUCAUGUCUGCGGUAAUAUUUUUAUGUUGACUAUUUAUUAUUCAUUAUUGAUUUGAUUUGAUUUCAAAGUGCUACCUGAGAAGAUUUUAACCGGAAACUAAGAGAAGGGAGUCAUUUCCUCUGCACCGCUUAACAAAGAGGAAAUAUUUUAAGAUAUCAACUAUGAAUUGUUUUAUAUAUCUUAUUAUUUAUUUAAAACACUGGGAUCUUUUUAAGUGCAAAUAUUUUGUAACAGAAAGUUUUUUAAUAAUUUUCUAAAAAAUCUUUUGUGCUUCUGUUUAUAUGAGUUUUCUUUUUUCCACAAGCUAUUUUGAGUACAUUGCAAUACACUGGGAAAAUUGAGCUGCACAUAUUUCAGUAUUUAUCUGGUAAUGAUGAACAAAGUGAUGGUGAAUAUUUAUUUUGUACUGUCUAUGUGUUAAUGAUGGCUGUGUAUGGAUUAGUCUUUAUGUUUGCUCUUGAAAUAAAGGUCAACC